Messenger RNA from Anoplophora glabripennis (Asian longhorned beetle), 508 nucleotides. RefSeq names its product spidroin-2-like. The transcript has 2 exons. NCBI's taxonomy places the organism in Eukaryota, Metazoa, Arthropoda, Insecta, Coleoptera, Cerambycidae. The record is from RefSeq and is a predicted model, not a curated record. The coding region runs from base 46 to 429 and encodes 127 amino acids.
UGUAUCAGUAUCACUCGUAUAAUUGAUCUAACAACAAACACAAAUAUGAACACCUUCGUUGUUGCCUCUUUCGCCAUCCUAGCCGCCAUCUCCGCCGUCUCCGCCUCCGUGCACGGCCUCCACGGUCUUGGCGUAGUUGCCGCCGUCCACCCCCACGCCUGGAGUCCUGUAGGACCCUCCGGAGUCGUCACCGGCCAUGGAGCUUCUGGACCAUCCGGCGUGGUGACCGGACACGGUGCCGUUGGACCUUCCGGAAUCGUCACCGGAGCCGGACCGAUUGGACCCACCGGACCCGCUGGACACGGACAUGGACACGCUGUGAUCGCCGCCCCCGUCUUAGCCGCCGCUCCAUUGGCUGUCGGAGUUGGACAUGGUGCCUGGGGUCAUGGAGGUCAUGGAGCUUGGGGACUAGGCCAUCAUGGUUGGUAAACUGUGUCGUAGAUGAAAUCAGUUCUGUUUUGUAGUUAAUUUAAAGAAAAAUAAAGAAAAAAAACUUGUUUAUAUUAAA